Molecule: messenger RNA, 633 nt
Organism: Beauveria bassiana ARSEF 2860
Lineage: Eukaryota; Fungi; Ascomycota; Sordariomycetes; Hypocreales; Cordycipitaceae
Exons: 2
Coding region: 1-633 (210 amino acids)
Source: RefSeq, a predicted model, not a curated record
AUGCCUUUUCAACAUCCUUUUCAGGAAGCUCAGUUUGACAUUUUUGACUGGUAUCCCAAAUUCCGCGAAUGCCAAACCCACUUUAUCCAGCAUGCGCAGCACACCGACGAGGUGCAGGCCGUGGCCGCCUUUGUAAAUAUCCUGCUGCCCUUUCAAAAAGCCACGCCCCCUCGAAGCGACUCAACCGCGCGUGGUUUACCCCCCUCAUCAUCAUCAAACGACGACAACAACAACAAGAACAACACCACCGAGACGACCUCGACCAGCGGCUGCGGUAGCGGCGGUGGUGCCGUCGUGGCGCUCGUGCCCUACGUCCGCCGACUCGUCGCCACCGGCUUCGACACGCCUGCCGUGCUGCACGGCUUCUUUGGCGACGACUGGGCCGAGGGCGUCGGACCCAUGCACGACAUGGAGCGGCGCAACUUUCUCUUUGCGGCCAAGUCGGGGGACUGGGUCAAGGUCAAGUCGAGCUACGACGUCGGAGCCGGUCAGAUGGUGCCGUUUCUGCGACCGCUGCAGGGCGCGACCGAGGGCGAGAUUCAGAGCGCAGAGGCGAGCUGGAGCGAGUGGCUGGCGAUGCAGGACUGGAUGCUGGGACCGCGCGCGCCGAGUCACGCUGGAGCAGGUGGCUAA